Drosophila bipectinata is the source of this 1909-nucleotide messenger RNA. Its product is annotated as probable G-protein coupled receptor B0563.6. Gene Ontology annotation, biological process: G protein-coupled receptor signaling pathway. Gene Ontology annotation, cellular component: membrane. Lineage: Eukaryota; Metazoa; Arthropoda; Insecta; Diptera; Drosophilidae. The record is from RefSeq and is a predicted model, not a curated record. Gene Ontology annotation, molecular function: G protein-coupled receptor activity.
AAAAAAGGCGAAAAAAAGUUUAACAAGCGAAGCACUGUCACAAGAGCAACAAUUGCAACAAAAGCAACAAUAUCAGUAGUAGCAGUAGCACUAACAACAACAACAACAACAAUAGCUACAACAACGUGUUGCUGCCACAAAACGCAGCAGCCACAACGUGAGCGUCAUCGUUGCCCUUCGCACGCCUCUGCGGGUGGCAAGAUGCAGGAUGCCCGGUUGGCUGUCAAGAUUGCAACUAGCACGGCCCGUUCCUGUCAACGGCAGAGAUUCUAUGAACCGAAUGCCGAGGUCCGUUGGCCAAAAGAGGCCAGCCAUUAAAUCAGCAUCCAUCGGCGAGGGUUGCCACUAGAGUAACAGAUACACAACUACCCACCCACCCACAGAGAUACAGUGACUAGGACUAGGACUAGGACUAGGACCGUGGCUAGGACUAGGACUGGAGUGUUGGUUGGACAAACUAUGAUAACGAGGCUCUAUCACACCGAAGAGGAUCCCGCCUACUGCUCCUUCAUCGGUGGCAGCAAUUUAAGCAGCAGCAGCGAUGUCCUUGCCACAUCUGCCAAUGCCACGCCAGUGUUUGGUAGCGACCUGCGGGACGAUUUUUACAGGGAUGUGGAGGAUCCGCGAACGGAAUCGCUGCGUGAAUACUGCUACGGCCUGCUGUUACCCAUCAUCUGUGCCAUGGGCAUUAUCGGCAAUGUGCUCAACUUGAUCGUGCUCACGAGGCGCAAUAUGCGCGGCAUCGCCUAUAUAUAUAUGAGGGCUUACUCCACCGCCGCCCUGUUGGCCAUCGUUUUUGCCAUACCCUUUGGCAUCCGUAUGCUGGUCCACAAGGAUCGAGGACAGUGGGAGGAGUUCGGCCCCGCCUUCUAUACCGCCCAUUUAGAGCUUUAUUUGGGCAAUGGUUGUCUGGGUGUUGGUGUUAUGAUGCUACUAGUCCUAACCAUCGAGCGUUAUGUCUCCGUUUGUCAUCCUGGGUUCAGUAGACCCGUAAUGGGACCACCAGGCGUUGUGGUCUUUUUCACCUGCUUGGCGACCGUGAUUGUCUACCUGCCGAGCAUUUUUCGCGGCGAGCUAAUCAAGUGCAUGCUGGGCUCCAGCGAUGUGUACGUGUAUCUCCGAAGGGACAACACCAUCUACCAGCAGACGCUGUUCUAUCGGGUCUACAAGAUUAUGCUGGAGGUGAUCUUCAAGCUGAUACCCACGGUGCUGAUUGGGGGCCUGAAUAUGCGUAUCAUGAUGGUGUAUCGGAGGACCUGUGAGCGGAGGCGGCAGAUGGUGCUCAGUCGUCCGCAGGCCCAUCAUCAUCAUCACCAUAAUGCCAAUGGGCCGGGGUAUGUGAAGGACGAUGAUCCGCGUAAGUUCGCCGAGGAGAGGCGAUUGUUCCUGCUGCUUGGUAGCACCUCGAUCCUGUUCCUGGUCUGCGUUUCCCCGAUGGCGAUACUGCACAUGACGAUCGCCUCGGAGGUGUAUCCGAGCUUUCCGUUCCAGGUUUUCCGGGCCAGUGCCAAUCUGCUGGAGCUGAUCAACUAUUCGCUGACGUUCUACAUCUAUUGCCUGUUCAGUGAGGACUUUCGCAACACCCUGGUGAGGACGAUCAAAUGGCCCUGGCUGAAGGGCAAGUUCUGCCAUCAGGCCGAGCACGAGGUGAGUGCCAGUCCGCCGGCGACCGCCGGAACCGUUGCCGCAGCCGGUACUGCCACAACUGCAACUGCUAAUCCUUCCCCGGCGAUUCCGGCGAAUCCGGCGCCGAUCCUUCCGACAGACCCGCACGGAGAGGAACCCGAAAGGCUUGCCAAUGGUACGGUUCGAUAAGCGACAGAAGCACAAGCAUCAGUCCCAGCACAACCACAUAACCACCACGUCCGGUUUGGGCCGUUCAAGCAGCAUAUAGGCGAUCUAGAAGCGA